UUUUAUAAAGUUAACAUUCGACUUGGGCAGGAAAUAUACGUUGUUAUGAAUAACACAAGACUCGAUUAACAUUUUGAAUCGAAUUUCAUCUGUGUGUGCACCAUGCCUAUGGUUGGAUUCAGCCUGGCUCUAUCAGCGGGCAUCUGUGCAGCGCUGGCCUCUACAUGUGCCAAACUCGCUAUGCAUUCAGGAGCUGUAGCUGAACUCUGUUAUAUUGUCAAGAGAAAACAUGACACUCUGCAACUUGUCAUUCCAGACUGUGAUUCAAUUGCUCUGAGUAUGAGAAUUAUUUCCUUCUGUAUGGUGUUUAUUUUCAAUGCAGUGAUGUGGACAUUGUUUGUUAAAUCAUUGAGAAAAUGCACAUCAUCCCUAGAAGCUACAGUCAUUAAUACUGCCUCAAACUUUUUCUUUUCAGCUUUUCUUGGUAUGGUGUUAUUUGGAGAGACACUAUCUCUUGUUUGGUGGUUUGGUGCAUCUCUGAUUGUUAUUGGAUUGUUAUUUAUACACAAGGGGACUGCAGAGGAUGAGGAUUUAAAUAAAAAGUCAUUGUAAUAAGU
Messenger RNA from Saccoglossus kowalevskii, 557 nucleotides. RefSeq lists its product as uncharacterized. NCBI's taxonomy places the organism in Eukaryota, Metazoa, Hemichordata, Enteropneusta, Harrimaniidae. The record is from RefSeq and is a predicted model, not a curated record. Gene Ontology annotation, cellular component: membrane.